Sphenostylis stenocarpa is the source of this 483-nucleotide messenger RNA. Lineage: Eukaryota; Viridiplantae; Streptophyta; Magnoliopsida; Fabales; Fabaceae. The record is from the annotation of a GenBank genome assembly.
AUGACCAAGACCAAGAGAGUCCUCACACUUUUCCUGAGGUUCCUUGCCAUUGGAGCAACAUUAGCAGCAGUGAUCGUUAUGGUGACAAGCCAUGACUCUUCUCAGGUCCUCAACCUAACCUUCACUGCCAAAUAUAGCAACGAGCAAGCAUUCAAGUUCUUUGUGAUAGCAGAAGCCAUAGCAUGUGGAUACAGCCUAAUUCUCCUCCUCACAUUUUCCCAAACUUCACUUUGGCGUUUGGUUCUGAUCCUGGAUGUGGUGAUAGCAAUGCUACUCUCUUCAAGCGUGUCAGCAGCAGUGGCAAUAGCUCAUGUGGGCAAGAAAGGGAACACUCAUGCUGGUUGGUUACCCAUUUGUGGACAAGUUCCUAAAUUUUGUAACCAUGUCACUGGAGCUCUUGUUGCUGGUUUCUCAGCAGCUAUAAUAUACUUCCUACUUAUUUUUUCUUCUCUUUACUCUGUUCAGAACACCCUCUUUCUGUAA